Molecule: messenger RNA, 2893 nt
Organism: Camelus dromedarius (Arabian camel)
Lineage: Eukaryota; Metazoa; Chordata; Mammalia; Artiodactyla; Camelidae
Exons: 4
Coding region: 1-951 (316 amino acids)
Source: RefSeq, a predicted model, not a curated record
AUGGCUCUCUCUGAGCCCGCUGCUGUGGUGAGAAUUGUCAUCCACUGUGCACACGCUCCAUGUCUGGACCCUCUGCGUACACACCUCAGCCAGUCUUCACAACAACCCCAAAGGCCGGGGCCCUCUGGUCUCUCGUGCUCCCACAAGGACGCCACCAAAAGCAGGGCAGCAAGUGCUUCCACCUUCUGGGAGACGGAGCCACACAAGGAAAGUACACAAAGGAAGGAAAUCUUCGCUGCUGUAACAGUCUGGGAGUCUCGGCGGCCCAGCAGUCCAGCCCAGCCAGGAAGCACCCCUCCCGCCGCCCUCGGGUCGGAGGCAAACACUUCUGAAGACAGGAAGGGAAGAGGUGAGGUGAGCAUCAAAGCAGCUGUGGAAUUUGGGGGCCUGUUGAGUGAGGGGGUCCUUGCCAUUUGCCUGCUGACGGUGACUUCCGAGCCCCCAAAUUGUGAACAGACCCGCUGUGGGGUGGGGGUAGGUGGAGGUGGGGCUGGGCUGGCAGGGCGCCCGACUCCACAAUGCAUCGCAUUACCCGGUGGCCGGAAUUCCUGCAGGACGCUUUGUUCUCGGACGGCAGCCCUGCUAGGGCCAUCAGACCCGGGCCAGGGUCUGGGUGGCAGGCCAGAACAAGGCCCCAGGAAGCCCUCAGCCGGCCAGAGGCUGGGCACUGACACACGGAGCCUGCCCACCCACCUCCAGGCACCCUCCACCCACCAGCGCCACCACCCCUCCUGCGCCCCCCACCCUGGUGCUGCCUGGAAACUGGGCCCCGUCCAGCUGCACAGGCCGUGUAGCUCCAGCUGGUGGGCUCCACUGCGGCCACCCCAGCUUCCUGCAGCCGCGCCCACUGCCUUCAGCGGAGACCACCCGUCCUGUGUCCCUGUCCCAGCCAAGUCCCCGCCACAGCUACAGCAACCUGCUGGCAGCACGCUGGGCACAGUCCCUGGAUGAUUCACAGUGGGAAUUCUGCAGACCUGCCCUGGUCUCCAGCAUGCUGUGUGACACCAGGAAAGCAACUUAACCUCUCUGUGCCUCUGUUUCCUCUGCUUUACUGAGGCCUCAGGCCCCAUGAGCAGACAAACAUUCAACAUCAGGGGACUGACUCAGAACCACGCUACCAAAACAGUCUGGAGGAAAGUCCAGCUUUCAGUACCGAGUUUCGAUGUUACUUUGAUUUGCUGGAAUUUUUUGUAAACACACACACACACACAGCACUCAGCCUGUGCUGGGCCCUGCUCUAGGCACCACACGUAUCACCACCAAACAGAGGAGGAGGCAGAAGCCCAGUGGGUGGACAAGCUGCCCAGAGCCAGAAGGUUGCAGACCUGGGCUUCAACGCUGGCUCCUGAUCACCGCUCCACACGCCUGGGGUCGUCGGGACGCCAGGACCCUAAGCUGACCCCGCCCCUGCCCACCUCAAAGGCGCCCAGAUGGUGCCCAGGAGCCCCCGACGGGGUCCUCAGGAAACAGGUGCUCUUGGAAUGCUUCCUGCCACCGGGCUGCGGCGGCGAGCGAGGCCACCACGUUCUGGAUCAGCGUCAGGCCAGGCCCAGCUGCAGCCCGCACAGCCGGGUGGAGCCCUGCGUGCCCAGCCUCGCCAGCCAGCGAGAGGAGCGUCCCUGGGCCGGGCCGGGCCGGGCUGGGGACAGGGUCACUGCUGGCAAGAAGUCUUCAAGCAUCUUUACUUGGAAAGCCAUCGCUGACCAUAGUCCCCAAGUGUCGUGCGGAUGUGUGGUCCCACCAGCUAUGAAUGGGCAGAAAUGUCUCCGACCCUCCUCCAGCCGUGGAGCCUUCUCCAUCUUUUCAUCCUUGCCCGUCUGACAGAGGAAAAUGGCCUCUCCUAGGGGGUGGGUUUCAAGCAGAAGGGAGGCAAAGUCCUGCCAGUAUCAGGAAGACCAUCGUGGGGGCUAAGCUGAUGAUACACUGGGGCACAGCCUGGAUUAUGUUCAGGCACAAACAAAAAUCUUGAUGACUUAAACAUAUAGGGAUUUCUUUUUCCUCACAUAAUGAGGAAUCCAGAAUGUUCAGUGGCUGAAGCCUGAGCUGAAGCUGCUGUGAUUCUCUUUCCUCAUGGUCACAAGAUGAUUGCUGUAGCUCCAGCCAAUAGACGCAUGUUCAAGGCAAGCAGAAGGAAAGACCAAGAGUUGGACCAGCUGAGCCCAUCUCUUUUUAUGAAAAAAAGAAAAGCUUUUCUCAAAGCCACCCCCAGCAGGUGUCCACUAAUACAUCAUGGGCCAAAACUGCCACCUCUGGCUACAGUGGAGUUUGUGAAGCAUUUGGCUGUCCAGCCACCACAACAGAAGGGCCAAAGGAGCAGAGGGCCAGGGAUGGAUGGCAGGGGGCUGACCAACCAUGUCUGCCACAUCUGGUGUGACACCCAGCUGCCUGCCAAUGACACAGUGGGUUGACCUGGGCCCUGCCCCACCCAAUGCCAGUGCGAGGAGCCUCCAGCCAUCCCCAGACUGCCGUGCUCGGUCCUGGAACCAGUGAGUGCUCAGCCCGAAAUGACACCAGGAGACUCUCCCUGCUCAGACGCCUCGCAAAUUGUCUCCAUGCUUCUGGUGAGGGUCACGGGGCAAUUCCUCAUCUGUCCCAGCGUGGGAGCCAGUCAGCCGGGCAUCAGGCCCCUAGACGGUCCAUCUGCCUUGGUCUCUGACACCCAAAGGGAGUCCAGCCCUGUGUCCAAGAGACCCACGGGCUCCCACCAGCCUUUCCCCAGCUCUCACUUUCCUUGUUAACAACAGGGAAAAUGGGGGCCGGUGUGGGGGGAGCUCAAUUUUUCUGUCAAUCUAAAACUGUCUUAAAAUAUGAAAAUGAAUAUAUAUAUGCAUAUGCAUGACUGGGACCUUGUGCUGUACACCAGAAACUCACAGAUUGUAAUUGACUGUACUUC